Messenger RNA from Phanerochaete carnosa HHB-10118-sp, 658 nucleotides. RefSeq lists its product as uncharacterized. Lineage: Eukaryota; Fungi; Basidiomycota; Agaricomycetes; Polyporales; Phanerochaetaceae. The annotation marks the transcript as partial. The record is from RefSeq and is a predicted model, not a curated record. The transcript has a single exon.
CAUCUUCACUUGCUUCACUCCGGACAUCCUCCACCAACUACACAAGGGCAUGUUUAAAGAUCACACGGUGAAAUGGGCAACCGAAUGCGUUGAGGGCGGAGAAGACGAAGUCGACCGGCGGUUUCGGACGAUGUCCCCACAUGGUGAUCUGCGCUACUUCAAGAAGGGAAUCUCGCUGAUCUCACAGUGGACCGGAAACGAAUACAAGCACAUGGAAAAGGUUUUCGUUGGUGUGCUUGCAGGUUCUGUCGAAGACGAGAGGGUUCUUCUUGCGGUUCGUGCGCUGCUUGACUUCAUUUACUAUGCGCACUUUGAGGUUCACACGAGUGAAUCACUUGCACAUCUCAAGACAGCUUGGCGUACCUUCCACCACAACAAGCAAGUCUUCCUCGAUCUCGGUGUCCGCAAAAACUUCAACUUCGCGAAGCUACACUCGUUGGGCCACUAUCUCCCUGCGAUCUUCCGCCUUGGCUCUGCUGAUGGCUAUAACACAGAGGGCCCUGAACGAUUGCACAUCGACUUCGCCAAGCUUGGAUAUCGCGCAAGCAACAGGAAGCGGUACAUUCAACAGAUGACUAGGUGGUUGGAGCGCCGUGAAGCUGCCAGCCGUUUUGAAGCUUAUCUUGAGUGGCGUAAGGUGCUACCAGUGCAGGAAGAA